Molecule: messenger RNA, 3864 nt
Organism: Acanthosepion pharaonis
Lineage: Eukaryota; Metazoa; Mollusca; Cephalopoda; Sepiida; Sepiidae
Source: the annotation of a GenBank genome assembly
AUGUGCUUUUUCCGCGAAAUUUUUAGUUUGUGGUUUCCCCGCUGUUGUUAUUGUUGUUGUGGGAAUUCGGUUUCUUCUCCUACACGGACCCCUUUAAACCAAGAUCCUACUGCAGUCCCUUCUGCUACCUGUUCGCGGAGAGGACGCACGUUUCUAGAACUUAGAAUGAAUGGAUCUGCUAACAACCAUGUCAAUGGAGUUGUCCCAGACGAAGAAAAAAUUGCAAUUUUGGAUGCUGGUGCUCAGUAUGGGAAGGUGAUAGACCGGAAAGUACGAGAAUUGAGUGUGGAUGCAGCGUUGAUUCCCUUAGACACACCAGCUUUUGCUUUGAAAGAAAAAGGUUACAAAGCUAUUAUUAUAUCUGGUGGACCAAGCUCGGUCUAUGCUGAAGAUGCACCUCGUUACGACCCAGAUAUUUUUUGGUGUGGAUUACCUGUUUUAGGGAUCUGCUAUGGAAUGCAGAUGCUUAAUAAAGAGUUCUCGGGUACAGUCACAAAAAAAGACGUACGAGAGGAUGGACAAUUUAAAGUAACAGUGGACCCAAAAAGUCCUCUGUUCAAAGGACUGUCAAAGGAGCAGCAAGUACUUUUAACUCAUGGAGACAGCAUUGAUAAAGUGGCUGACGGCUUUAAGGCCAUUGCAAAUUCCGGAAAUAUCGUUGCUGCCAUAGGCAAUGACAAACUCCAGUUGUAUGGGGUGCAGUUCCAUCCAGAGGUAGAUCUUACUGAAAAUGGUAAACAGAUUCUGAAGAAUUUUCUCUUUGAAAUUGCUGGCUGUAAAGGAACCUACACAAUGAAGUGUCGGGAAGCUGCUUGUAUUGACUACAUUUGCUCAACUGUAGGUAAUAACAAAGUUUUGAUGUUACUCAGUGGUGGUGUUGAUUCAACUGUUUGUGCGGCUUUGUUGAACAAAGCGUUAAAAGAGGACCAGGUUGUUGCCAUUCACAUAGACAACGGAUUCAUGAGAAAAAACGAGAGCACAAAAGUUGAGGAAUCACUUUCGAGGAUUGGGGUAAAGGUCAAAGUGGUUCGAGCUGCACACACAUUCUACAACUCUACUACAUCCAUUCCAAUUGACCGGACUGAUCCAAAUUCUCGAAAGAAGAAGACAAACAUGUUAAAUACAACAACCAAUCCGGAAGAAAAGAGGAAAAUUAUUGGAGACACAUUUAUGAAGGUUGCAAAUGAUGUGAUAGAAGAACUCAAUUUAAAACCACAAGAGGUCUACUUAGGCCAAGGAACCCUUAGGCCAGAUUUGAUUGAAAGUGCUUCUGCUUAUGCUAGUUCAAAUGCCGAGCCAAUCAAAGUUCACCAUAAUGACACAGAAUUAGUACGAGAAUUACGGACUCAGGGUCGUGUUGUAGAGCCAUUGAAAGAUUUUCACAAGGAUGAAGUGCGAGUUAUAGGCAAAAGCUUAGGUCUUCCGACAGAGCUUGUACAGCGACACCCAUUUCCUGGUAAUAUUCUGACGUUGUCUUCUCAUGUCAUCUUCUACCAUCGUCAUCUACUUCUAAUGACACCAUCAUCUUUUUUUUGUCUCUCUUCAUCCCCGUCUCUCUUCAUCCCGUCUCUCUUCAUCCCCGUCUCUCUUCAUCCCGUCUCUCUUCAUCCCGUCUCUCUCUUCAUCCCGUCUCUCUUCAUCCCGUCUCUCUUCAUCCCCGUCUCUCUCUUCAUCCCCCGUCUCUUCAUCCCCGUCUCUCUUCAUCCCCGUCUCUCUUCAUCCCCGUCUCUCUUCAUCCCCGUCUCUCUUCAUCCCCGUCUCUCUUCAUCCCCGUCUCUCUUCAUCCCCGUCUCUCUUCAUCCCCGUCUCUCUUCAUCCCCGUCUCUCUUCAUCCCCGUCUCUCUUCAUCCCCGUCUCUCUUCAUCCCGUCUCUCUUCAUCCCCGUCUCUCUUCAUAUCUCUCUUCAUCCCCGUCUCUCUUCAUCCCCGUCUCUCUUCAUCCCCGUCCCUUCAUCCCUGUCUCUUCAUCCCCGUCUCUCUUCAUCCCGUCUCUCUUCAUCCCGUCUCUCUUCAUCCCGUCUCUCUUCAUCCCCGUCUCUCUUCAUCCCCGUCUCUCUUCAUCCCCGUCUCUCUUCAUUUUUGUCUCUCUUCAUCCCCGUCUCUCUUCAUCCCCGUCUCUCUUCAUCCCCGUCUCUCUUCAUCCCCCAACUCUUUAAAAACACCACACUCUUUGCUGAACAGAGUAAAAAGUUGUACCACAGAUCAAGAACAAGCAGAAUUAGUUCGACUCACAGAAAUGCAAACAUUAGGUGCCAUGUUGCUACCUGUGAAAAGUGUUGGUGUACAAGGUGACUGUAGAACUUACAGCUAUGUGGCUGCUUUGUCAGGAGAUUCUGAACCUGCAUGGGAAAAUCUGUUUGUGCUGGCGAAAUUGAUUCCCAAAAUUUGUCAUAAUAUAAACAGGGUCGUCUAUGUAUUUGGAGGCAUGGUUCGGUUUCCUGUCGAAGACGUAACACCAACCUUCCUUACAGAUGGAGUCCUCAGCACAUUAAGGCAAGCUGAUUUCAUGGCUACCAAAGUGUUGCAGGACUCUGGUUACAUUUCUAAGAUCUCUCAAAUGCCCAUCAUUCUUACCCCUUUGCACUUUGACAGAGACCCUAUAAACCAUCAGCCUUCAUGUCAAAGAUCAGUGGUCAUCCGUACAUUUAUAACCAAUGAUUUUAUGACAGGAGUACCAGCAACUCCAGGAGUGCAUAUCCCUGAAGAGUACUUGUUUUUCUUUUCUUCUUCUUUUCUUUUCUUUUUCUUUUCUUUUCUUUUCUUCUUCUUUUCUUUUCUUUUCUUCUUCUUUUCUUUUCUUUUCUUCUUCUUUUCUUUUCUUCUUCUUCUCUUCUUCUUUUUCUUCUUCUUUUUCUUCUUCUCUUCUAAUUCUUUUCUUCUUCUCUUUCUUUUCUUCUUUUCUUUUCUUCUUUUCUUUUCUUCUUUUCUUCUCUUUCUUUUCUUCUCUUUCUUUCUUUCUUUUCUUCUCUUUUUCUUUUCUUCUCUUUCUUUUCUUCUCUUUCUUUUCUUCUCUUUCUUUUCUUCUCUUUCUUUUCUUCUCUUUCUUUUCUUCUCUUUCUUUUCUUCUCUUUCUUUUCUUCUCUUUCUUUUCUUCUCUUUCUUUUCUUCCCUUUCUUUUCUUCCCUUUCUUUUCUUUUCUUUUUUUCUUCCUUUUUUUCUUCCUUUUUUUCUUUUUUCUUUUCUUCCUUUUUUUCUUUUUUCUUUUCUUCCUUUUUCCUUUUUUCUUUUUUCUUUUCUUCUUUUUUUUUCUUUUUCUUUUCUUUUUUCUUUUCUCUUCUCUUUCUUUUCUCGCCCGAUCGGAGUUGACAUGCCGUUAAAUCCAACAUCCAUCCAUCUUUCUUUUCUUUUUCUUUUCUUCUUCUCUUUCUUUUCUUUUCUUUUCUUUUCCUUUCUUUCUUUUCUUUUUUCUUUUCUCUUUCUUUUUUCUUUUCUUUUCUUUUUUUUCUUUUCUUUCUUUUCUUUUUCUUUUCUCUUUCUUUUCUUUCUUUUCUUUUUUUUUUCUCUUUCUUUUCUCUUUUUUUUUUCUUUUCUUUUUUCUCUUUCUUUUCUUUUCUUUUCUUUUCUUUUCUUUUUCUUUUCUCUUCCUUUUUUUUCUUUUCUUUUUUCUUUCUUUUUUCUUUUUUCUUUUCUUUUUCUUUUUCUUUUUUCUUUUCUUUUCUUUUUCUUUUCUUUUCUUUUUUCUUUCUUUUCUUUUCUUUUCUUUUUUCUUUUCUUUUCUUUUCUUUUCUCUUUUCUUUUUUUUCUUUUCUUUUAUUUCUUUUCUUUCUUUUCUUUUUCCUUUUCUUUUUUCCUUUUCUUUUCUUCUCUUUCUUUUUUUCUUUCUUUUCUUCCCUUUCUCUUCUUUUCUUUCUUUUCUUUCUUUUAA